Lagopus leucura (white-tailed ptarmigan) is the source of this 2026-nucleotide messenger RNA. RefSeq names its product poly(U)-binding-splicing factor PUF60-like. The record is from RefSeq and is a predicted model, not a curated record. Gene Ontology annotation, cellular component: catalytic step 2 spliceosome; precatalytic spliceosome. The transcript has 2 exons. Gene Ontology annotation, molecular function: RNA binding. Lineage: Eukaryota; Metazoa; Chordata; Aves; Galliformes; Phasianidae. Gene Ontology annotation, biological process: alternative mRNA splicing, via spliceosome; mRNA splice site recognition; regulation of alternative mRNA splicing, via spliceosome. The coding region runs from base 486 to 776 and encodes 96 amino acids.
UAGGUGAACGGUUGGACUGGGUGAUCUUUUAGGUCUUUUCCAACCUUAGUGAUUCUAUGAUUCUAUGAUUCAAGCAGACGUUAUUCCUCCUCUGAAAUUGCCUGCACCUUGCAGAGCUUGUACCAGAACCCUUGGGGUCCUGGCAGCUUCCCAGGGGGGGAUGGAUGAAAGUGAGCUGCAGGAGAAACAUUCUCUUCCACGGCCUGAUGUCUUCCAGUUCCUGUAUAUGGCCUAAGUUCUUGCUUCUCUAGCAGCCCUGCAGAGCUGUCGUGCUCAGUAUCUAUAGAGCUGGUAUCAAGUGUGACAAGGGCUCGGCCUCAGCUGGAUCCCCCCUUUGCAAGUCUUAACGAUGCAGAAUUAACUCUUGCUUUUUCUUGCAGGAGGCAGUGGCAGGAGCUGCAGUUCUUGGCACUUUGGCCACCCCUGGGCUCGUGUCCCCUGCACUGACCCUUGCACAGCCACUGGGAGCGUUGCCACAGGCUGUGAUGGCAGCACAGGCACCGGGAGUCAUUACAGGUGUUACUCCUGCCCGCCCUCCCAUUCCCGUCACCAUUCCCCAGGUGGGAGUUGUGAAUCCCAUCCUGGCCAGUCCUCCGGCUCUGGGCCUGAUGGAGGUCAAGAAGGAGAAGGAAGAGGAGGAGGUGUUCCAGGAAUCGGAGAGGCCGGAGAUGCUGAGUGAGCAGGAGCACAUGAGCAUAUCUGGCAGCAGUGCCCGUCACAUGGUGAUGCAGAAGCUGCUUCGCAAACAGGAGGUGGGUGCAGCACGGCUGCCCUGAGCUGCUGUCAGCAAGUUGGGCAGCUGGGUUUGUGCUAGAAUAUCCAAAGCUGGCUCUGCAGCUUUGUAUGUGACACUGGCUUCCUGCAGCACUCGUACAGGUUGCUCCUCUUAGCUCGUGUGGGACCACAAAGGCUGCGUACUCAUCUUCUCUUUCUGCCUUUGGGAAGUUCUCUGGGUUUCUCUGGGAGUGCUGGCCGCUCACCAGGCCAGGAGAGGCUUGGCUAGGAGGCCUUUCUGAUUAAACCCUGUUUGCCCAGCAUCAUUACAAGGCCAUGGAGUUUGUUUUGCCUUGUAAUUAAGGAAGUGAGACUGGCACGCUGUGACAGAGGCAAAAUCUGUUCCAGGUUACUGAGUCCACCUUUUCCCUACAGUGUUCUACUUAGAAUGAAACCAUGAGGUGUUUGUAGAAUGAAAUUCCACCAAAGGUACAAUGGGAGAGAACAAGUUUGAAUGGCAGAAAAGGCCUGCAGAGGAGAAAAAUAGCUUGUAGAUUGUUGGGUCUGGAACACAGGCUGUGCUGGAUCUCAUCAGGUUUCUUGCUUGUGCGUGAGCACUGCUUGGUUCCUGUGCAUGACGGAGGCAUGCAGGUUUCCCAGGCUUUGACACUGAACAGACAGUGCUUCUUCUCUGUAUGCAGAACAGGGAUGAUGCUUCCUCUGGCUUCACGAGGGAGAACAGAUGAGUUUGCUCGUGUGUGAUCUUUAUUUCUCAAAAUAAUUAGAGAUGUCCUGAACCUUCUGAUUUAACAGGUAGCUUUUCUCUGGCAGAUGCCUUUCCCAACUAAUUCAUUUGGCAUACUUGAAACAGCAUUUAGUAGGAUCAGAGAAGAGUCUUCAAACUGCCCCAUUCUCAGAGAUGUUUUGCGUUCUUCAACCCAAACAUGCCCUCCAGAUUUUGCUGUGUUGAAGAGGCAGUUGGGCAGACGUGCGUAAAAGAACUGCAGCCAGUGUUUCUUACUUACACUGAUCCCAAAACACUGUGGCCACCAGGCUGUGACAUCAGGCAGAGCCAGUGGUGGGAGGAAGGCAUGUGGUGGAGCCAGGUCUGAUGCACAGAGCCGUGCAGAGGCUGUUAGAGGUGUUGCAGUCUCCAUCCUUGUGGAUGCUCAGAAGCCACGUGGGCUCGGCCCUUCCUGAGGGCUGGGUUUGACUGGAGACCUCUGGUUUUCCCUCUUAACAUCCACAGGGAGGAAUUUUGUAGGAGAGGGGCUUAACGGAGGGAUAUCACAGCAUCACAGGGUUGGAAGGG